CUUUCUUCAUUCCUCCCAGCCGAGAGCAACAAUGGCGGUAUCUCUGAGAUGGUUUUCUGUUGGCUCAUUGCUGCUGGUUCUAACGCUGCUUUUUAUAAGCGUCAUGGCCUCCAAAGAAAAUGAUCAACUUGUACAGUCAAGGUUUGCAGAGGCAGAGGAGUUGCAAAGCUCCAAAAAUGCGUCAAUGGCGGACAGGUCAGAGGAUGCAUGGAAUGAGCACGCUGUCCAGGAUCCAGAGGAGGUAGCUUCUAUGGUUGAUCUGAGCAUUAGCAAUAGCACUCGUAAGAGGAACUUGGGAUAUUUUUCAUGUGGAACAGGGAACCCGAUCGACGACUGUUGGCGCUGUGACAGGCGCUGGUAUCACCGCCGAAAGAACCUAGCCAACUGUGCCAUUGGGUUUGGAAGGAAUGCGGUUGGCGGCUGUGACGGCAGAUACUACGUUGUUAGUGACCCCAGUGAUGAUGACCCUGUUAACCCUAAACCGGGUACGCUCCGCCACGCAGUCAUUCAGGACAGGCCUUUGUGGAUUGUGUUUAAGCGGGAUAUGGUGAUCACACUCAAGCAGGAGCUUAUUAUGAACAGCUUUAAGACCAUUGAUGGUCGGGGUGCUAAUGUCCACAUUGCUUAUGGGGCUUGCAUUACGAUCCAAUUCAUUACAAAUGUCAUCAUCCAUGGCCUGCACAUCCACGAUUGCAAGCCAACAGGCAACGCCAUGGUGCGGAGCUCGCCAAGCCAUUUUGGGUGGAGGACAAUGGCUGAUGGGGAUGCCAUUUCUAUUUACGGUUCGAGCCAUAUUUGGGUUGACCACAACUCACUCUCUAAUUGUGCUGAUGGCCUUAUCGAUGCUGUAAUGGGCUCCACUGCCAUUACCAUUUCUAACAACCACUUCACCCACCACAAUGAGGUUAUGCUAUUGGGUCACAGCGACUCCUAUACAAGAGAUAAGCAGAUGCAGGUGACCAUUGCCUACAACCAUUUUGGUAAGGGACUAAUCCAGAGAAUGCCAAGGUGUAGGCAUGGACAUUUCCAUGUGGUAAACAAUGACUACACACAUUGGGAAAUGUAUGCCAUUGGUGGAAGUGCUAAUCCUACCAUUAACAGUCAGGGCAAUAGAUAUCUUGCACCUGCCAACCCUUUUGCCAAGGAGGUGACAAAGAGGAUGUGCGAAGAAAAUGGUACAUGGAAGCGCUGGAACUGGAGAUCAGAAGGAGAUCUUCUGCUUAAUGGAGCCUACUUCAUUCCAUCAGGAGCUAGAGUUACAGCCAGCUAUGCCAGAGCCUCAAGUUUGGGGGCCAAGUCCUCUUCCGUGGUUGGUGCCAUUACUUCCGGUGCUGGUGUCCUUACUUGCCGCAGGGGUUACCAGUGUUGACUCCCAAUCUCAUCAACAGAAUAGAGAAUGGAGGAGAGAGAGAGAGAGAAUAAUUACCCAUUUUUUCUUCCUUUUAUCAUUGUCAUAGCACCUAGUCAGUCAUUGAGUGUGCAGCUAUUUCACACACAUUGCUUCUUUGAACUUGUCCCAAUCAAAAUAUUUGAAAGGUGUAAAUUUUCACAUGUACCAAGUUUUCGCCACGUAAAUAUCCAUUAUUCCACUCAGCAGAGUGGCUUAUCUCAAUUGUCAGGCUGCUAAAGGUACCCAAGCGUUUUCUAUGUCUCACUCAAGUGUCUUCAAGCGUUCCCAUUGAGUUGGUCAAGUCAAGGACUAAUGGGUACUGGGGCCUUUCUCUCCUUCACGCAAUGUCAGUUCCAGUAUGGCUUCAAUACCCGAAGAAGGGAAAAAUAAGAUAAAA
Molecule: messenger RNA, 1787 nt
Organism: Juglans regia (Persian walnut)
Lineage: Eukaryota; Viridiplantae; Streptophyta; Magnoliopsida; Fagales; Juglandaceae
Product: probable pectate lyase 20
Exons: 7
Coding region: 32-1369 (445 amino acids)
Molecular function (GO): pectate lyase activity
Source: RefSeq, a predicted model, not a curated record